AUGUCUGCUGCGCGACGCGUCUUUGCUCUAUCGCUGCUCUCGCGAGGGGUGUUGGCGGGCUUGUACCCCGGGUUGAGCACCGAUAACCACACGUGUGCCCUACAGCCCCAGGUGCUCUCCUGUUCAGAAGAAGCUCAGCCUGGUCUGGUCGACACAUGCUGUGUAGAGACCUUCGGAGGCCUUGUGCUUCAGACACAGUUCUGGAACACGUAUACCGGGCUUGAGACGGAGGGACAAUUGCUCCCGAAGGAUUCGUGGACGAUCCAUGGACUAUGGCCGGACUUCUGUAACAGUUCAUACACACAGUACUGUGAUCUGAGUCGUCAGUAUGACCCGGCCCCAUACCCAACUACGACGGACGGCACGCCGAACGGCACAGUCGUAGAGCCCUGGACCGGCGUCCCAAUAUCGGAUUUCAUCGAACCCUUCGGCAAAUACGAUCUACUCGCAUACAUGCGAAAGUUCUGGAUCGGCCUAGCCCAAGACAGCCAAAUCCUCUGGGCGCACGAGUUCUCCAAGCACGCGACCUGCUACAGCACCUUCGACAUCGAGUGCUACGGCCCGACAUACGUCGAGCACGAGGAGAUCGUCGACUUCUUCACCACGGCCGCGUCCUACUUCCAGAACCUGCCGACAUGGGGCUGGCUGUCGGCGGGCGGGAUCCGGCCGUCAAACACGAGUUACUACUCGCUGGAGGACAUCCAGACGGCACUGUCGUCCGGGUAUGGGAGCCUGCCGUACGUCGGGUGCUCGGGACCGCGGUAUAACGCUACCGAGGCCGGGGCGGGAAGUGACGAUACGGGCUACACGGUGCUGUCGGAGAUGUGGUAUUAUCACCAUGUGUACGGCGCCGUGCAGCGCGGCCAGGCACUGCGGGUUGAUGCGAGUGUUACGGGCGGGAGCGUGACGAGUUGCGCGACUACGCCUGGUGCUAUCCGGUACUAUGAGCGAACGGCCGGCUCUCAUGCUUGA
Anthostomella pinea is the source of this 972-nucleotide messenger RNA. NCBI's taxonomy places the organism in Eukaryota, Fungi, Ascomycota, Sordariomycetes, Xylariales, Xylariaceae. The record is from the annotation of a GenBank genome assembly.